UAGAGCUUGGCCGCCUACUUAUUCGCGACUCCGAUCACCGUAGAGGUAGUGCACAGCACCGCCGCCGCAACGAUGAUGGCCAGACCAUUCGUGCUCCUGUGCGUCCUGCUCGCCGUCGUUGUCACCGCCGCGGCGUCGGCAGCCAGGGAAAAGGAGGAGGAGCCGUCCGCUUACAUCGUGCAUGUCGCCCACGCGCACGCGCCGCCGCUGCCGCGCCGUGGCCUGCUCAGUACCCGGGCGUACGCCUCAUUCCUGCGUGACCACGUACCCGUGGACAUGUCGCUCCCGGCGCCGCGGGUGCUCUACUCCUACUCCCACGCCGCGACGGGCUUCGCGGCGCGCCUCACGGGGCGCCAGGCCGCGCACCUCACGUCCCAGCGCUCCGUGCUCGCCGUCGUGCCCGACGUGAUGCAGCAGCUGCACACCACGCUGACGCCAUCCUUCCUCGGCCUGUCCGCGUCUUCCGGCUUGCUGCCGGCGUCCAACGGCGCCUCGGACGUCGUCAUUGGCGUCCUCGACACCGGCGUGUACCCCAUCGACCGCGCGGCGUUCGCGGCGGACCCAUCGCUGCCGCCGCCGCCCGGCAAGUUCCGCGGUGCCUGCGUCUCCACUCCGUCGUUCAACGCCUCCGCCUACUGCAACGGCAAGCUCGUCGGCGCCAAGGUCUUCUACAAGGGGUACGAGGUUAACCUGGGAGGCCCGAUCAACGAGACGGAGGAGUCCAAGUCGCCGCUCGACACCGUCGGCCAUGGCACGCACACCGCCUCCACCGCCGCCGGCUCUGCCGUUCCGGACGCGGCUUUCUACGGCUACGCCAGAGGGAACGCCGUCGGCAUGGCCCCGGGCGCGCGCAUCGCCUCCUAUAAAGUGUGCUGGAAAUACGGGUGCCCGAGCUCCGACAUCCUCGCGGCGUUUGACGAGGCCAUCGCCGACGGGGUCGAUGUCAUCUCCGCUUCGCUCGGCUCCUCCGGCUACGCGGAGCCGUUUUAUAUGGACUCCACCGCCGUGGGUGCCUUCAGCGCCGUCCGCAAGGGCAUCAUAGUCUCUGCCGCCGCGGGAAACUCCGGCCCCGUCGAGUCCACCGCCAACAACAUCGCGCCGUGGUUCUUGACCGUCGGCGCGUCCACCAUCAACCGCCGGUUCCCGGCGGACGUCGUCCUCGGCAACGGCGAUACCUUUUCUGGCGCUUCGCUCUACGCCGGCCCCCCGCUUGGCCCUACCGCGAUACCGCUCGUGGACGGCCGAGCCGUCGGCUCGAAAACCUGCGAAGCUGGGAAGAUGAACGCCAGCUUGGUGGCCGGGAAGAUCGUUUUGUGCGGCCCUGCAGUCCUGAAUGCUGCGCAAGGAGAGGCCGUCAAGCUCGCCGGCGGCGUCGGAGCAAUCCUCACGAGCACCAAACAAUUCGGUGAGCUGGCUGUCGGCAGCCCCCACACCUUCCCUGCCACAACCGUCACGUUCGCCGCUGCGAAAAGGAUUAAAACGUACAUGAACAAGACUACAUCCCCAGCCGCGACGAUCGUGUUCCACGGCACGGUCAUCGGCCCGACGCCAUCUUCCCCAAGAAUGGCGCCCUUCUCGAGCCGCGGGCCGAACCUCCAUGCGCCGGAGAUCCUCAAGCCGGACGUCACGGCACCCGGCGUGGAGAUCCUCGCCGCCUGGACCGGCGCCGCCUCACCUUCGGGCCUCGACAGCGACAGGAGGCGAGUGCACUACAAUGUCCUGUCGGGCACGUCCAUGGCGUGCCCACACGUGAGCGGCAUCGCCGCAAUGCUCCGGCAGGCGAGGCCGGGGUGGAGCCCCGCCGCGAUCAAGUCCGCCCUGAUGACCACCGCGUACAACGUCGACAGCGCCGGCAACGUCAUCGGAGACAUGGCCACGGGCAAGGCGUCCACGCCGUUCGCGCGCGGGGCAGGCCACGUGGACCCCGACCGCGCCCUUGACCCGGGUCUCGUGUACGACGCCGGCACGGACGACUACGUCGCCUUCCUGUGCGCGCUCGGCUACACCGCCGACGAAGUCGCCGUCUUCACGAGAGACGGCUCGUCGACCAACUGCUCGGCGGCCCCGGGCUCCGCCUAUGUGGGAGACCACAACUACCCGGCCUUCGUGGCGGUGCUCACCUCGCGCAACGGGACCAUCACGCAGCGCCGCGUCGUGCGCAACGUCGGCAGCGAUGUGGUGGCCACGUACCGAGCCACGGUCACCAGCCCCGCCGGCAUGCGCAUCACCGUGAAGCCGCGGAAGCUGCGGUUCAGCAAGACGCACAAGACACAGGAGUACCAGGUCACCUUCGCUAUCCGAGCUGCGGGGAGCAUCAAGGAGUACACGUUCGGGUCGAUCGUGUGGAGCGACGGCAAGCACAAGGUGACGAGCCCCAUCGCCAUCGCUUGGUCGCCACCGGCGAGCGAAAUCGCGGCGCUGUGAUGUGUCUUUUUUUAAUAUAAAUUUCUCUUUUAUUUUUUCAUGAGAUGGUGAUAUUAAUUUGGAUGAUAGCAUUGUCAAUGGUCUGGCAAAUAAGAUAUGUGCUAAUUUGAACUUUUUAAAAAAAAAAAGUAAGAU
Molecule: messenger RNA, 2559 nt
Organism: Hordeum vulgare subsp. vulgare (domesticated barley)
Lineage: Eukaryota; Viridiplantae; Streptophyta; Magnoliopsida; Poales; Poaceae
Product: subtilisin-like protease SBT1.4
Exons: 1
Coding region: 73-2424 (783 amino acids)
Biological process (GO): proteolysis
Molecular function (GO): serine-type endopeptidase activity
Source: RefSeq, a predicted model, not a curated record